AAAAACCCCAACCGGAAGUCGUAAGUUAAUAAGACCAAGAAGAUUGUGAACAGAAGUUAUAUUUGUCACAGCAAUUUAAGAUUUGUUCUGUUUUAUAAAGGUGACUGUCUGCCAGUAAGGAAACCAAGAUGAUGGAUGUAAUGGUAAAGACCUUAGAUGGUCAGAACAAAAACUACAGCCUUCCUGAAAAUAUUACAGUGAAGGAAUUUAAAGAGAGGAUUGCCAACUCGAUAGGUAUAGCAGCAGAUACACAACGACUUAUUUUCCAUGGCCGCGUCAUGCAGGAUGAAAAACUCCUCAAAGACUAUGACGUGCAUGGUAAAGUGAUCCAUGUUGUGCACCGCCCGCCUCCAUCUUCACGCACGCAGACAUCCAGUACUGAGACUCCACCGUCUAGAGGGAAUAGCGGAAUUCCACACAUGAACAACGUUGUGGUUGGUUCCUUCACUCUCCCAUCUGAUAUUCUCGAUCCUAAUCAGGUGCAGAACAUUGUGCAGCAAGCCGUGUCGGACAUGGGAGAAGACUGGAGAAAUGCUCACGUGUCGGCAAGAACCUCAACUGAUGGGUCUUCGGUAGACGUACACAUCAAUCUUGGUCAGGUUCCAUCGAACCCGAUCGUGGACAGUGAAGGACAGAUGCAGCUGAACAGAGCUCGACAGAUGCUCGGGUUGGCUAGAGAGGCGGUGUACAGACUAGAACAUCCCCCUGGUUCCGGUGGGAGUGACCAGGCAGAGGUGGAGGAGGAUGAGGAGGAUGUGGAACUGGAUGAAGAAGAAAGCGAGGAGGCGUCUGCUCCGGACACAGCCACAGACCAGUCACCUCCCACUACAGCCUCACAGAACAACAACUCUGCACCAGACUCGGCAUCGCCCAUGGAAACAUCGCCAGAUGCCGCCAACAGCUCGGCCACAAGUCAGCAAACGCCAGCUGCUAGUAGUAGUGAAAGAAGAGACCCAAGGACAACCGGCCAGUCAGAAUCUAGAAGCAAUACUUCAAGUUCCACGUCUGCUGGUGCCGGGGAUGGCAAUCCAAACAGAAUUAAUCGACCGGCUUUCAGUUCCCUGGCUGACUACAUUGAGGAAGCAGAGUCUGUGAACACCCGACUACAGCCAUUCCUCGGUCAGCUGCGAGAUGUGGCCCGUCGAGAUCCCCAACUCACUGGAGAUGAAGUCCAUGAAAACCAGCGUUUGUUCAACCUGGUGUCUGAAGCUCUCCAUGCGAUUGGUCACAGCUACCACAGUGCUAGUGAUCUGAUGGUGAACAUCUCACAGCCACCGCCGCGCUACAUGUCGGCAAGUCCAGCUGUCGCUCGCAUGGGGCCUCCGCUCCUCCAUGGGUUACCUCCCCAUGGUAUUCCAGUUGGACCACAAGUUCCAACGGGUGCACCUACGUUCAUCCAUAUUCCAACAACUACGCCAGCAGCCUCUACACAAGCAUCUAAUGGGAAUGCAUCAUCUGCAACAAGAAGCUCUAGUGCUACAACAACAUCAACAGCAACCACGACUGCAAGUUCAGUCGCAGGUCAGUUCCCCGACAUGGCCAGUGUGACCGCGAGCUCCAGCCCCUAUCUGUUUGUGGAGGUGGGACCCGAGACGGUGACCGUCAACAGCAUAUCGGCCCAUGUGAUCGCUACCCGCAGGCCUGAUCAGGAAGAAGCAUCUAGUACGACGACAACAACAACAACAACAGCACCACCACCACCAACAACAACAAGUUCCUCUCAGCCAUCGUCGACACUGCCACAGUCAACCCCAACUACCCAGACAGCCUCCUCACAGCCAGCACCACCUCCCCAGCCCCAACAGGCUGCCAACGGGACGGGUCCGCAACAGAUUCACGGAAUGCCUCAGAUUCCUGGUCUUUUGUCAGACGUGAUGCAGAACAUCAUCAGCUCCGUGCUCCAGACACACGGUCACAGACCAGGUCAACCAGUGCAGGUGAAUGUUGUUCCGAUUCCUGUUCCGGCGUCUAGAGCCGGGGGUCUGCCUGCAGCUAUGUCUAUAUCGCGUGUUGUUAACACUAGUGCAGGAGCCACAGCCCAGCAGUCAUCAGCCAAUGGACAAACAACUGCUUCAGCUACAUCUACAGUUACUACACCAUCAACAGCUACAACGGCACAGAGAGCUGCGGGGACACAGACAACAUCCUCUUCGACAUCAGCUUCAACUGCUACAACACAAACACACAGCAAUUCCCAGCCACGGCCGGUGUUCAUUGGGCCAGGUCUUCUGCCAGGAGAUGCCAUGCCUGGAUUUAUACCACAGAUGAGGUCACACAUCGACCCCUUCCUGCCCUGCACAUCCAGACAUUUCCUCACACAGAGAACACGCAAUCUUGCUCAGAACCAGCAGAACCCGGAACAUAUGCUUGCAGAUAUGGUUGGCAAUUUGAUGACUGGCAUCAUAGGACACGGUAUUCCUCCAGCAGGCACAGGACCAAGGCCUGCAGCAGCGCCAUCUACAACAUCCACUUCGUCUGCUGCAGGGACAAGAGCUCCACCUGGUGGAGCAACACCAAGGGCAACAACUCAGACAACGCCCUCCCAGCCAGGUCCUAUACCAGCAAACCCAUUCGCCAGUCUGCUGGCCGGUACCUUCGGUGGAAUACCAGGUGUCACCAUUUCACAGUCGACUGGGGUGCCCCCUGCUGGCACUCCUGGUCAGCCGAACGUUUUUCAAAUGUUACAGUCAAUGUUGCAAACUGGAGCUGCUUCUACAACUGCAUCAAGACAAACCUCGACAACCUCAACGUCUACCACAAGUUCCUCCAGACCGACUUCAACAAGUUCCUCGACAACUGCUUCAGGACCGCCCCGCCCUUCCGCCAUGUCUGACGAGUUCUUUACACAGCUGGUCGGUGGGAUUGGCAGAUACAUGGGGCAGGCCGCCUCCGGGAGAGAAACCAAUGACACUGUGUCUCAGUUUCUGAACUCGUUCGGUGACCAGUAUAACAUUCAGCCAGGACAAGGGUUUCUGAAUGAUAUUUUCCACUGCUUGUCCCAGCACAUGACAUUCAGUGACAUGUUUGGCGUGUUCUUCGGCCAGCCUGGUUCAUUAAAUCAUCUACGUCAGCCUCUUCAGGACUUCGUUCGACACCGGUGUCUGCAUGAUAUGGAGCCAACUGAAGCCAACUUUAGCAAGGCAACUGAUGAUCUGGUUGAAGAAAUAACAUCAGAAUUUGUAGAGGCUGUGGCAACUGUUGAAGUUAAGCAAGAUAUUGAUUUAGUUGAAACACUAAAAAAGCUUUUCCGACACCACUUUUUAAAUUUGCAGAAACUCAUCAUAGAAUCUAAGGCUGACGAUGAAACAUUUGGACAAAGGCUUUAUGAGGGUACGAGGCGAUUGCUGGCCGAGUUUGUAAUGCUGACACCAAGUUGUCUUGUUGGUGGGAUGCCAGCAUUUGAGACAAUGAUGCAGUCCAGACUGCGCCACAUGACAACUGAUAUGAAUCCAAUGAUCCAGCAGUGGAUGGUGAGCAUGACAUCGCAGCAGAUUCAGAGUUUUGUGCGUCACGUGACGACCACGGAGUCAGAUGUAAGUCACUACAUAGUGCGCAGGACUAGUCAGCCAGCCAGAGAGAGUCCCAUGGAGACCAGUCCACCAGUGCCAAAACCGACUACUACUACCGGUGCCACCGCCGCCACCAAAAAGACAAAUGGUCCAGAAAGACCAAAGCUAAACAGCAUCACUCCCAGUGCGCUGCAUUCCGAGAGAGUGAAGCGGCCGUACAUGAACGGAGCGACUAGCGAUGGACAGUCGCCCUCACACAGUGAGUCACCAAUGUCUCCCGACAUGGAGGAUGAAAGCUGGCAGUCGGUAGUUCCUGCAGACUGGGUGCCAGUGAUCAACAAUGACAUUGCCCGGCAGAAAGAGUCCAAGUCUCAGCAUCCACAUAGUGAUGCUUACCUGCAUGGAAUGCCACCUAAACGAAGAAAGAUGAUGACCGCUGACAGACCUCCGAACAGUCUGACAAAUAUGUCCCAGUACAUGCCAGAAUCAGUGAGGAGGGCAGCCACUGUUGUUGGAGUCCAGCCAAUCAGCAGCCUGGAAAAUAUGACCAAUGAGGCUUCUGAAGAAGGCGACCUCCAUAAUGCCCUGGAGGGUGAAAUACAGCGAGUUAUAUUUGAGCGGUUGCAACGUGACUCUGACUAUGAUUCUACAAGGUUUCCACACGCAAGAGCUUACUAUCAAAACAAGAGUAAUAAGAAAUAAAGCAUGUCUGUGAUGCUGUGUGUUAGUGACUGGGGUGACGACUCGGUGUGGAGGGAUGGAUCAAUCCUAGACUUGGGACUACCCAUCAGUGUUGAUUUCCUACUGAGAAAGUUUCGUUCAGAUUUUCAUUUAUUGGAGAAGAUAAAAAUGCCAUGAAAAGUUUAAUAAAACUGUUUUCUACAGGAGUUUGUUUGAAACUCUGUUGUAGAAAUUUUGUCGAAAAGAUUUUUUAGCAAGGAGUGUGUUUGAAGCUGUUUUUAAUAGGUAGGUUUCUGCCAGGAUUUGUACUGCGAUGUGCUGCGGAGAAUUGUAUGCCAUAAACAUUAGAUAACAGGUUUUUCUUUUGAAUGUAUCGGAGAAUAUUUCAAUAUAUAUUACAGAAUGCAACAAUAACAAGUUGAUCAUUUGUGAUUCAUUAAUUAAGAACUUUUCUAUGAAUUGACUUUUGUAUAGGAUAUUUUACGCCUAUAGUACUUGCAUGCUUACAUAAAAUAAUAAAGUUAUCUUCAGCCUGUUAAAUAUUUCCUAGCUACAACUUGCAUCAUUAUCUCUCAUUGUCUGUUCUUUGGGUUUGAUUGGCUCUUUUAACUGCUUACUGUCAGUUUUGUUGCGUUUCUGCAGUAUAAAGUCAACAGUCGCAUUUUAUCUUGAAUUCAGGAUAUCUUCAAUGACACAGAUGGGGGAAAAUCACACCAUUGAACAGAACUUUAUGAGUAAUGGUCUUUCUUUCAUUUGGUGAUAAACUGUGAUGCAUCUUUAAACGAAAAUAUUUUAAAAUAGGUCAAAUGUUUAAUCUGUUUGUCUGUACAAUUUGAUAAGAGUAGUCUAGGAGGACAUUUGUUCAAUUCUGUAUAAGGACAAUCGAAUCACAGCUAGUAAUAAUCAUAUAAAGUAUAGUUUAAUGCUUUUAUCACCAUGAUUUUGCAUACAUUCACCUCGAGGAAAAAAAGGGUGUUUUUCAGUUUUGUUGAUAUUUUCUUUCAUUUGGUUUUAUUAUGUUAAUCUUGUAGAAUAAAAAGUAAAACAUGGCCCGAUUAUAUUUGCUUCACUUUUAUUUCCGAUUAUAUUUGCUUCACUUUUAUUUAUAUUAUUUCAUGCAAAUUUCCAGGGUUUUGGGGGGGGGGGUUGCCAACUUACACUAUUAAAUGAGAUUCUUGUUUUGACAUCUACUUGUCCCGUGUGAUCUAAAUAGCUAUUUUGAGUAGGAUUGAUUACUUAUAUAAAUAUUAUAUCGAUUCAUGUUUGUAAAUAGCAUAUAAUUUUAAGGGGUGUUAUCAUUUGUUAUUUUACAGAAGGAAUGCAGGGCUCACACUGGAACAAAUUUUGGUUUAGCCAAUUUUCAGAAAUGUAGAGUAUUUCCUUGA
Molecule: messenger RNA, 5575 nt
Organism: Gigantopelta aegis
Lineage: Eukaryota; Metazoa; Mollusca; Gastropoda; Neomphalida; Peltospiridae
Product: large proline-rich protein BAG6-like
Exons: 25
Coding region: 129-4211 (1360 amino acids)
Cellular component (GO): BAT3 complex
Molecular function (GO): polyubiquitin modification-dependent protein binding; misfolded protein binding
Source: RefSeq, a predicted model, not a curated record